CGGUGGAAUGAUAAACGAUGGAAAUUAGAAAAGUGAUGGUAUUGUCUCAGACGUUCUUUCCAUCGAUUCCAGAAUGAUUGACAGGGUGCAAAGUAAAUGAUGUCAAGAUGUGUGGCCUUUCGGGGGACAUGACCUCGGUAAUGUAACCAAAAAAAAUAGAGACAAGGGCAACACAUUUGAGACAUUGCGCCAAUUCUUAGUGGACGAUCAACAUCUCAAAUAUCAGUGCCUCUAUUUCUAGUGAGAGAUGAAAUUCUGUGUAAUAUCGAUGCUAUUUUAUUUCACUUGCAUAAAUCCCCUCGAUGGAUUGGACGUGAUUGAUUAUGGAUCACUUAUCGAAAAUAUUUAUGAUACUUAUGGUACUGCUGGGAUUAUUAUAGCAUCCAGUGCGAAUUAUCAAUCGUUUUCGAGGCUGACUGUCUGGCACAGAAUAACUAAAAUGAUGUCUGAAAAAAGGAUAGCAAUGGGUCUGGUGAACUUCGAACAAUUCAAAUCUCGAUUGGAGUUCUACAAUAGCAGAACUGUGCGGCCACUCGUUGUCGCGCUCUUCAGUAAAAUGGAGGCAAUCAAUAACUUCGGGGAACUCGCAGCACAUAUAGACAUGAGUUAUCCUGUCUGGUUAUUUCUGUUCACCAGUGAAGGGAAUUCUGACAUUUGCAAGUUCUGUCGUAAUCCAUACCGGAACUUACUGAAUCUCAGAUUCAAUUCCGAGGCACUCGUCUCGUGCUGCAGUUCCGGGAUUAUUGACGAGUGGUGGUCGAAAACGACGAACCACACGAACACCAGGGAACUCGGUAAGUGGAACCAAGAGCGGAGGAAAAUCGAGUGGUUCACCGAGAGUUCGUGUGCAAUGAAAGAGUUGCCUUUGUCACUAAUGAAGCUAUGAAAGACGCAAUGCUGACUCGAAUUCCCUGUGAAAUAGCGUCAAUAAAAACUGGAAGAAUCGAAACAUUGGGAAUGAUCAUGCCUUUGCACAGUGAAUACACGCCUCUGGUCAAUUUUCACAUUCAGAGGUUCAGGGACAAUGGAGUUCUCGAGCGAUUGAAGAAGGAGUACUUCAGACGAGAGGAUUCACCUGAACUUAUCCAUCCACCUGUGGAUAAAUGGGGAAUAGCACCGAUCCUCUGUGUCUUAACCGGUGGAUUCAUCAUUGCUCUCAUUAUUUUCAUAAUGGAACACGGCUUUCAUCGCAUCAGCGAAAGAUUCAGCGACAAGACGUUAAAAUUUACGAAUAAAAGGAGUAAACGUGUUCAUUUCUCCUGUGAAAAUCCACUGUUAUUGCUGCGAAUGAUAGAGUUGUUUAUUACACAUCUCUGUUCGAUAGUAUCCAUAAUAAAUACGGAACUGCUGGAAUUAUUAUGGCUUCAAGCAAAGAUUAUCAAUGCAUUCAAGGCGGACGUCUGGGCUCUCAUUAUGGGAUCAAUCUUAGUCAUGCCAAUUAUUUUGACUCUCAUUAAAUACACGCAGAGGAGGAAACAUGCGCUUGCAAUGAUAAUCGAGCAUUAUUCGUACGUUUGGGGGAUUUAUUGCCAGCAAGGAUUGUCAGAAUUUCCUAAUGAGACGCCCUUGAGAAUUUUGUACAUGUCAAUAUUCAUAACUGCGUUGGUAGUGUCAGCUGCAUAUUCUGCGUCACUGACGAGUUUCCUCACGGUUUCUUCCGUUUAUUUGCCAUUCAAUUCGAUGGAAGAAUUUGCUAAUGACGGUCGUUAUCAAUUAAUAGUGUUCCAGGAUAGCGCCGAGUACGAGAUGUUCAAGGCGUCCAAUGAUUCGAUCAUGAGGAAAAUGAUGGCCUUAAUGAGACCUAGCCAUACACUACCUCAAACCCUUCUUGGAGGACUUCAACAGGUGUGCACCAAAAAAGUGGCAUUUUACACAAACGAAGCGCAAAAGCGUUCACUCAGCAGGAAAUUGCCUUGCGACAUCGUCUCCGUGAGAACAGGAAGAAUCGAUACCCUAGGGAUGAUAAUGUCCCCUCGCAGUGAAUACAUAGGACUCGUUAAUUACCACAUUCAGCGAUUCAAAGACAAUGGAAUGCUGAGUCGACUGAAGCAGAAGUACGUUCUCGAGGAAGAGUCCAGUGAUGGUUCCUUAGCCCCCGUUGGGAUUGGAGGGAUAGCUCCAAUUUUCUUUCUCUUGACCGUAGGAAUUUUCAUCGCCUUCUGCUUAUUCAUCAUCGAAUGCAUCUUUCCACCGCUCACCAGUAAAUUUUGCAAGCGAAACAAAGAGAACAAUCAAUUAUCCAGACAUCCAAUUCAUCCUGGAAAGAAAUAA
Messenger RNA from Fopius arisanus, 2271 nucleotides. RefSeq lists its product as uncharacterized. Lineage: Eukaryota; Metazoa; Arthropoda; Insecta; Hymenoptera; Braconidae. Gene Ontology annotation, molecular function: ligand-gated monoatomic ion channel activity. The record is from RefSeq and is a predicted model, not a curated record. Gene Ontology annotation, cellular component: membrane.